This is a messenger RNA of Colletotrichum phormii, 2521 nucleotides long. RefSeq lists its product as uncharacterized. Bases 128 to 2410 code for a protein of 760 amino acids. The transcript is spliced from 8 exons. The record is from RefSeq and is a predicted model, not a curated record. Lineage: Eukaryota; Fungi; Ascomycota; Sordariomycetes; Glomerellales; Glomerellaceae.
CCCAAACUUCCCCAAUAACACUCACGCUAUCGGAUACGCAACUACAGGGAAACCUUCAGGGCACCUCUGCCUUCAACUUUACAACAUUCUACACCGAUGAACGAUACCCCCUUCAUCUGAAGCGAACAUGUCUGAUUCACGCCCCAGAUUCGUCAAAGUACCGGAGGGCUGGCUAUGUGACCCGGAAGAAGUCGAAAGAUCUAUACGGCCACCGCCACAUGACUGCCCUGACUGUCAUAUAGGGUACUACUCUGAGAGCGAACAGCAUGCGUACAGCCACUCCUACCACCACAGCAUCUCAGAUAUCUCUGCAGCUCAAGAGAGCAGGAAGCACAUCACCAACCGCCUCAGCUCCCACGCCGAUCUCCUCGUGAGCCGCUGGCGGAAGCGAAGCCAGUCAAAACGUCGCGAGCUACCGAACAAGGCCAUGCCUGAGCUCGAGGAGUCCCAGUGGAUCAACUCCAGCUACGGAUACAGCGAGGAGAAGCGACGUCACCUAUUGGUUCCUUGGCUCAAUGUGGAGGUGCUCAUGACGAGUCCGGCUGUCCUGUUCGCCCUCCUCCAUCGUCGGACUCUAUACCCGCCAGAGGAUUUCGCCCCACUAGACUGUCGUCAGAUGGAGUUGUUUUGGGCCUCUGGAAACUUUGACGUCGUCUUCUCUGCCAAGUGCGUCGUCAUGUCCGGAUCCCGGUAUGGCGAUGUUGUCGACUGGAACGCGCAACAGACGCACACUGGAUACACGCUGGGAUUUCCUCGCGCACGACUUGUACUCGAAGCUCAAGCCUUCCUCAUGGAUGGCGCAGAUACCGCAAGCGCCAGUACGAGGACAGAUAAAUGGAGAGCCCAGACCUCGACUGGUUUCCGACACCCCGCCUUCUCUCGACCUCCCAAGCUCGACUUGGACUACAUUACAUCUAUGGCCCAGACGCUCAUAGAAGAGGCGAUCGACCACCUCAUCGAUCUUCAGUGCGAUCCGGCAUAUCUUCGACGGCACAUCAAGGGUCUCUUCGGCACCACACUCUUUCACGUGGCGGAUGAAGAGGAUGCGUCAAUGAUGGUGGCUCAAUACAUCUACAUGGAGUAUCAAAGAUACUAUUCGUGGUACUGGAUCGAGGUCGAAUUCGCAGACAGCACGCAUCCCGGCCAGUCGAUCCCUCCCAAGUACAAUCUGGCGCUGGUCUUGGAGCGAACUAAGCGCUUUAAAUCAAUGAUGCCCUGGGCUCCGGGACAAGCUCGACAUUACAGCCUAUCCAAGAAACCUGGCGUGCCCCUGGAAACGGUCGUUCGCGGGACGUCGCGACACUCGAACCCGAACACGAAGGAAGCUCAUGAGAACGACCCGCUCGAUUGGUGUCUCCAUCAAAUGAUGGGCAAGCCUGACAACCAGAGGCACUUUGACCACGCCAUGCUCUUUGCAAUGAUUGACGAUCAUCUGGACCAGAAUAACAGGAAGGAAGCAGCUCGUAUUGACGAGUUUCUCAUGCGCGAACUGGCUGACAUAUCUGCCCUCCACGAGUCACUUAUUUCUUUGCGUCUCAAUCGACCUCAGAACACCUUCAGGGUCAUUGACGAUGUAUAUGCGAAGAACAAGCCCAAAGACCACUCGAAGCAAGAGUUCAAGGAGAUGGGGAAGCCCCUUGUGGACGGCUUCUGCAAAGGAAAAGCUCCCAACGGACCGAAGAACAAGGCAUGGCUGAGGCAAAGCCAGACCCUGCGAAGCUUUGUAGAGGGAUUCUUCGAGGACUUGGGGAACUUGGUUCGAGAAGAUCUCCACGGCACUGGCCUUGAAGCGGAAACCAUUGAAGAAACUCUGGGCGCUGUGCUUGUCCAGAACAAGCCUAAUUAUCUGGGAGCGAUUGCUCGAGAAGAAGCGGAGAUCAUGACCAAGAUUACCGAGGUUGAGAAGUCUGCCCCCGGCACCUUCCGAGACACAAGCACAGCGUCACAGAGUUCCAUUCGAGCUGAUCUGGCCCAGAAGAGCCAGCGAGAGAAAGUCAAGACCCGGCCCGACAACCCAUCCGCGAGCAUCCAGCCAGUCGAAAAUCCGGAAGCUCCGGACAUCGCUGCCCUUUCGAUCGAGCCUGUAACGAAAAUCCGCGUCUCCCAGCGCACUCUUGAUGUGGUUCAUCUCAUGUACCCCGAGUCUCAGACCAAGCCGAGAAACAUCACAUGGGAUGACUUCGUACACGCCUUGUGCGAUGCCGGUUUCGUGGCGAGCAACAACGGCGGAUCGGCGGUGCGGUUUGAGCUAGGAUCCAGAGGUGAGUUCGGCGAUAAGGGGGCGAUCAUCUUUCAUAAGCCGCACCCGGUGCUCAAGGUCGAUCCCGUCAUGCUUCAUGGCAUGGGAAGACGGCUUACAAAGUGGUUUGGCUGGACUCGUGAUCGAUUCACUGCCGAAUACGCAAAGUAGAAUUAAAGAGACCUGCGAGAGAAGAUUAGAUUGGUCCCAUGACAUAGUAAGGGAACGAAAUGGUGGAUGGGCCGUUUUGCUGUGAUGGUGAAGGUAAAUUGAAAAUGCAGG